GACUAUGUCACAACCCGUUGGUAUCGUGCUCCUGAACUAUGUGGAUCCUUUUUCUCUAAAUACACUCCUGCAAUUGAUAUGUGGAGUAUAUGAUGCAUAUUUGCUGAGAUACUUACAAGAAAACCACUUUUUCCUGGAAAAAAUGUGGUGCACCAAUUGGAUCUCAUGACCGAUAUGCUUGGCACUCCCCCUCCUGAAUCUAUAUCAAGGAUUAGAAAUGAAAAGGCAAGGAGGUACCUUAUUAGCAUGUGUAAAAAGCCACCGGUUCCUUUCUCACAGAAGUUCCCUAAUGUGGAUCCCGGGGCUCUUCGCCUACUUGAGCACUUACUUGCAUUUGAUCCAAAAGAUCGUCCCACAGCUAAAGAAGCAUUAGCUGAUCCAUACUUUUAUGGUUUAGCAAAUAUGGAUCGUGAACCAUCCACUCAACCUAUUUCGAAAUUAGAAUUUGAGUUUGAGAGAAGGAAAUUGGCAAAAGAUGAUGUUAGAGAGCUGAUUUAUAGAGAGAUAUUAGAGUAUCAUCCCCAGAUGCUGCAGGAGUACCUCCGCGGUGGGGAUCAGACCAACUUCAUGUACCUUUCAAGCUCUUAACUUUUUUUGCUUAAUAUCCUUUAUGACAAUUUGCACAUUUGGAGGAGCAUUAUGGUAAAGGUGAAAGAAGUACUCCACUUAUAACAC
Hibiscus syriacus is the source of this 675-nucleotide messenger RNA. Its product is annotated as mitogen-activated protein kinase 9-like. The record is from RefSeq and is a predicted model, not a curated record. Gene Ontology annotation, biological process: intracellular signal transduction. Gene Ontology annotation, molecular function: MAP kinase activity. Bases 166 to 588 code for a protein of 140 amino acids. NCBI's taxonomy places the organism in Eukaryota, Viridiplantae, Streptophyta, Magnoliopsida, Malvales, Malvaceae. Gene Ontology annotation, cellular component: nucleus; cytoplasm. The transcript is spliced from 5 exons.